GUGAUUUUGUCCUACCAUCAGGACCUUGGCCAUGGCCCGCUGAAGUUGUACGGGACUGGGAUACCUGGUUUUCUAUGAGGAAGUUACAGCUGGAUCCUAUCUUGGAUGCUGUGCUAGGUAGUCAUGCUAUGACUACUCUAUGGGCCAGUGUAGGAAGGCCAAGGCCAGAUCCAGAUGUCCUGCAGGGUUCUUUGAAGCGGCUGCUAACAGAUGUUAUAUCACGUCCCUUGACACUGGGCCUAGGGCUUAGGGCCCUGGGGAUAGAUGUUGGGAAGACUGGGAGAUGCACGUUGCAUGUGGCUGGUGCUUCCCAUGUGGAGACACUUCUCUCUCGUUCUGGGGACUAUGAUGAGCUUGGAUACAUGUUUCCUGGACACCUUGGCCUCCAUGUAAUCAUGGUAGGUGUGGAUGUGGCUACUGACUUUUUACAGAGCACCUCAGCUUCAUCAUUGGAACCUGGCACAGUUCAGCUUGGUGGCCACAGAGGACUCUAUCAUGACUUCUGGGAGGAGCAGGUAGAGACUGGACAUGUAGCCCAUCCAGAUAUGGUGGUAGCAUUCCAUCCAGGUUUCCAUGCUUCCCCAAACUUGAUGGAGUCUUGGCUCCCUACUCUGCUGCUGCUUCGUGACUAUGAGAUCCCUACAUUGAUUACGCUUUACAGCAAACAGGAAUUGGCAGCCUCUUUACAGAUACUGGUGGACCUGGAUAUGCACAUCAUUGGCUAUGGAGCUAAUCCUUUCACAUCCCUCAAACCUGAACAGGUCUAUUCUAACCCCAACAAGCAGCCAGUAUACUGCAGUGCCUACUACAUAAUGUUUCUUGGAAGCUCUUCUUGCCAGCUAAAGGAAGGCAAUUAGAUAAUACAUGGUGGUAUUUAAAUAGCUAAACCAGAUCCUUACUGGAUACCAGGGAAAUAAGAAGACUGUGAUGAAGUUACACUGUUGAUGUCAGAUUGUGGCCAACUUUGAAAUAUCUCCUAAACUUUAUUUAUCACUCAAAUAAAGUGAAUGAGAGCAUCAAUAUUAUGUGACUCAUUUCUAACAACUUAGUCAUAGCUAGGUAUAGUGAUGCAUGUCAGUAAUCCCAGCACUCAGAAGGCUAAGGCAGAAAGAUCGCAAGUUGAAGGCUAACCUGGGCUACAUAGCAAGAUACUGUCUCAAAAGGAAAAAAAAAGUCUGAGGUUAGUCAAAGUAAUGACUAGACAUAGGUUUCUAGAGUUACUUGGUAUCAAGCAAUCAAAAAUCUAGAGUUCCUAAUAGUUUCCUUUGUGUGAAAGAUACCUAUUGAAUAGAACUGGAUGUCACUGAAAACAAGAAUGAGAACUACCUGAAUCUUCCUUCUGAAAAACACUUUCUGAUGUAACAAUUUGGGCUUAAAAAUGGAAGUGUUAAUUCAAGUCAACAAGUUUUGGUGACACAAAGAAAGUUGUAAGGAUCCUAUUUUCUUGAUUUGUUCUAGAGAAAUAUCUCUUUCCCCUUUGUCUUUUGGGCAGGGUGGGGGAGAGGGGAUUCUGACUUGAGAGAGGCCCUGGUAUUGUAUCUACAUAUCCCAGGGUAUAUCAGAUUUCACCUGUCCUGCAAUAAAAUUAGGUUUUCUGUU
Molecule: messenger RNA, 1599 nt
Organism: Dipodomys ordii (Ord's kangaroo rat)
Lineage: Eukaryota; Metazoa; Chordata; Mammalia; Rodentia; Heteromyidae
Product: putative protein MSS51 homolog, mitochondrial
Exons: 3
Source: RefSeq, a predicted model, not a curated record